UGCCUUGAAAUAAAGAACUGUUUGCUGGGGACAUUCAUCGCGCCAGAUGUGGGGAUUAAUACAAUAGACAAAAUGGGAGAUUUGGAGUUUGGUUAUGAAGAAAUGGAGGGUGUGAAACUCGGGUACCUGGUUAUUAAGGGCAAGCAAAUGUUUGCCCUUUCUCAAGUCUUCACCGACCUCUUGAAAAAUAUUCCAAGGACUACCGUGCAUAAAAGAAUGGACCACCUCAACGUGAAGAAGCAUCACUGUGAUCUGGAGGAAUUGCGAAAACUGAAAGCAAUAAACUCUAUAGCUUUCCAUGCGGCUAAAUGUACUCUGAUUUCAAGGGAAGACGUGGAAGCUUUGUAUAUUUCUUGCAAAACGGAGCGUGUGCUUAAAUCCAAAAAAAGAAACAAGAGUUCACAAGAGGAUACCUGUGACGACCAGAUCAAUCGAGAACCCCACGAUGGUUUCUGGAAAGAAAAAGUUUGGCUAAGUUUGCACGGGGUUCCUCAGACUUUCUCAUUUAAAAACAGACCUGGAAGACAAGGGGCUACCUCACCCCAUGCUUCCAAUCUACCUCAAAUUUACAGUAAAUUCGCGUGCCGCGGCUAUCAAGCAGUCACAAAGUCGGAAAGCAAAUCCCCAAAAAACUAUGAAACUUCUCAGAUUCCCAGCAAUUGUGUAGCAUUUCAUUCAAAUAAUUCGUUUAUUCGGAAUGUUGUAUGCACCCGACAACCCAUACUCUGUCAUUCCGCCAUUGCGGCACAGUCUAGGCGCUCAAGCACUACCGACCUAAUUUAUAAAGGGAAAGGAGAGCACGAGGACACUGGCAGACAAUUUUGGAGCACAGGCAGACGCAGUCAUCAGGUUUUAUUUGUCCCGAAAUGCUGCAAGUCAAAAGUAUCCAACGGUUCUUUAAACAAAUUUUACCUCCAGCAUGAGUUAUACCUCGACCACCAACACAUCGGGAAUUUCCAGGAGAGCUGCAGCAGCGACACAGAGUCAAGUUCUUACUCCGAACGAGUCGAUGAUUCGGAUUUUGGUUCAAGUUUGUCUACUACCAGUAACUCCGCAACCUCCGAUGAGGAAGAUGACUCUAUGUCAGAAUCGUCAGAUGUCAGCUCAGAUGAGGAGAGUUCUUCUCAAUCUGACUCAAGUUCUGUUGCGAGCCAAGUUUCGUUACAGAGCAUUCGAAUGAGGCGUACCAGUUUUUCAGCUCUCAGCAAUAAAGCGCCUCCUCUACAGCAAGCGUCUUUUCACUGUAGUCUCCAACACAGCACAACAAAUCAAAGCGGAACAACAGAGUUGGAUUACGGCAUUUCGAACAGGAAACUCACGAAAGCUGACUUUAUUCACACAACCUCUGUGAACAAACACGAGGAUAGUACUGUAUCAAAGCAGCGGAAGACAUGCCCGCUUCUUGGAAGUUGCUUUACGGAAACCAGGAAAGAAAGGUUUUCUAGGACAUUGUCACACAUUGAAAAUGAAAUUCCAAAUGAUCCAAAGAGGACUGACCCCGCAAUUAACAGUGUUAUUGAAACAGGGUCUUCACCUAGUUCAAAGGGAAACAAAGAGUUUCCUCUACAAAGGGUAUCAGGACGGGCAAACAAAUGCCCCCAAGCCUUGAUCUCAUACUGUGCCAGAGACAAAGAAACAAUAGUUUCUCAGUUCACCGACAACAAUCCUUCAUUUGACGUACAUUUCAAGAAAGAACCGAAAAUUAGCCAUUGCCUUCACAUACCCCCACCUUCUAACAUUAUCAAGACAGAAGUAGAGGAGCCCAGCACACCCGCCGAUGUUCACGACGAGAACAGAUUACUAAAGACAUCGCCAACUCUGCUCCAGAACGUUAAAAUUAAAGUAGAGGAAAUAUCCGACGAGUAUGAAUAUUCUUGUCAGGGUAAUGAACUUGUAUGGAAAUACCAAUGCAACCAGCCAGACAUCACCAGUGGUCAAUAUCCGAGUGGCGAGGAUAAACCAGUACAUAAUGUAAACAAUGCUAAUAAAGCCACUGAGUGCGCCGGAGACCUUACCACUUCCCAAAAGUCUCCCUCAAUACACCCGGAAUCUCAAAGCACUUUAAGUACCCCUUAUCCAGAGGACGGGGAGUACAAAAACGGUGCAAGGGUAAGGAAAAACUAUAGGACUUUGGUACUGGGGAAACACUCUGGAAUUCCGACGACCCAACUGAAAUUAAAUGGUAAAGUUUACAGGACCCCACGAUCUACAGGUAAACCCGAGAAUGAUGAAGGAUCACCAGAGGAUUUUACAGGCGGGAGUAAACGCAAACGUGCAGCAAGCAAUGUAGCAGCUGUGAGAAGGCCUUUCAACUUCAUGGCAAAUUUUCCGUCUCCGCCGUCACUAAUUAUUGGCAGUGAUGGGGAUUUGAGCCCCGCUUAUUCCCUAAACUCUAUGAAGGAUAACCAGCCUCACCGGUCUCAUCCUGUGUGGAAGUGGCAGCUUGGUAGUUCUGCUGUACCCCUCCCACCAAGUCACAAAUUUCGGAAAUUUUAGCGCAGGAAAUAUCUUUACGACAUAUUUUGGUGAUUUAUACCAAAAACUAAAAAAAGAAAGUCUUAAAAUUGAGCGACAAGCACUGAUUACAUUUUCCUGGAUAAACAGUCCACAUGCUUAUGGAACUCCUGCAACUACAAUUGGAACACUUUCAAGACUUACAGGUCCGAUUAAUCGCCUAACGAGUACCUCAAGGAUUUAUA
Messenger RNA from Conger conger (European conger), 2699 nucleotides. RefSeq names its product SKI/DACH domain containing 1 (gene skida1). NCBI's taxonomy places the organism in Eukaryota, Metazoa, Chordata, Actinopteri, Anguilliformes, Congridae. The record is from RefSeq and is a predicted model, not a curated record. The transcript has a single exon. Bases 73 to 2496 code for a protein of 807 amino acids.